AGCGAGUUCGAGACCAUUGCACAUGCUCAGACGGCGGGGCCGUAAAGCUACAUUGCAUGUUACGAACAAAGCGAAUGUCUUUGCUAACUUUUCACGGACGAUAAACGCACAUUUGCUGUACAUAUAUAACUAACAAUACCCACUAUUAUUGGAGUUAAGUGGGUGUUCGGUUCCUGACUAUGUCAACAGCCGACGAUUCACGUUACUACAAUGAUCACGAUGACCGAGUUGGAGGACAAAAGGUUCGCAACCGUAAAGGCAGAGGGCCUUUCAGGGCCCCUAUGUAUAGUGACCAGGGGCCAGUAGGACCAGGGCCAAGACCAAGACAUCGUGGUAGCCAAAGAGGCGGCGGCGGCCCGGGACACAGAGCGAGAUUCGACGAUGAGGAUGGAGAUGUGGCAAUGACGGACAGCAACUCCCAAGAUGGAUCCUCCCAACACAGAUUUAACCCUUAUGGAAGGCCAAAUCGGCGUGGUGACGAACGAUUUGACCGGGGCCGCAGAGGUGGUGGAGGAGGUCACAGGGGUCGUGGGAAUAACAAAGGAGGGGAUGGAGGUGGAGGUGGCCGCAAGAACUGGUUCAAGAUGUCUGUCCCCUAUGGAAAGAAAUACGACAAAGACUGGCUGAUAACAGCACUGCAGAAUAUCUGCUCCAUGCCCUUCACGCCAGUACAUUACCACGUAGAGGGAAACCGAGCAGAGUUCUUUAUUGAUGAUUCCACGACUGCGAAUGCCUUGUUUAAAGUAUCACGGAAGAUCACAGACAAAGAGGGCUACAAGGUGACUGUACUGAUGAAUCCCUGUCCUCCACCCUCCUUUCUUCAGUCUGAACUAAAGCCAGCUGAUCUGGAGCACCUGAAGCAAUGCAUGGCUAAACGUUUUGAUGGCUCUCAACAAGCCCUGGACUUGAACAACAUCCGGAUAGACCCAGACCUGGUGUCCCAGAACAUUGAUGUGACUUUGAACAGAAAGAACUCCAUGCGUGCUGUUAUCAAGAUAAUUGAGGAGAAUAUUCCAGAGCUUGUUUGUCUGAACCUUAGCAACAACAAGCUAUUUAGGCUGGAUGACCUGUCAGAGCUGGUCAACAAGGUUCCCAACCUGAAGACACUCAACCUUUCUCAUAACGAGUUAAAGACAGAGCGCGAGCUGGACAGGAUCAAGGGUCUUAAGCUGGUGGAGUUAUGGCUUGAGAGGAACCCCCUUUGUGACUAUUUCAAGGACCAGGCUUCAUACAUCAGCGAGGUGAGAGAGAGGUUCCCCAGGCUUCUCAAACUGGACGGUCAGGAUCUCCCCCCGCCCAUAGUCUUUGAUGUGGAGGUGACUCCUGCCGCCCUUCCACCUUGCAAGCCCAGCUACUUCUGCUCUGAAGAGAUCAAGACUCCCAUCGUUGGCUUCCUACAACAAUACUACAGUGUGUAUGACUCCGGAGACAGGCAGCCUUUGUUAGACGCCUACCACGAUGGAGCAACCUUCUCCUUGAGCAUGCCCUUCACCAUGCAGAACCCCUCCAGGUGCAGUCUUGGAGAUUACCAUAAAGACAGUCGCAACCUGAAAAAGCUCAAGGAUCCCACCACACGAUUUCGCUUACUGAAGCACACUCGUCUGAAUGUGGUGGCUUUCCUGAGCGAACUGCCCAAAACGCAGCAUGACACUGCAUCUCUAAUUGUGGACGUCAACACCUUCACCAACACGUUACUGUCGUUCACAGUCACUGGAGUGUUCAAAGAAGUUGAAGGUAAAUCCCGCGACUCUGUGAGAGCUUUCUGCCGGGUGUUUGUCACAGUGCCAGCUGGAGGGACAAGUCUUUGCAUAGUGAAUGACGAGCUGUUUGUGCGCAAUGCUACGACUGAGGAGAUCCGCCGGGCCUUCGUGGCACCUGCCCCCACCCCAUCCAGCAGUCCUGUCCCCACCCUUUCAGCCCCCCAGCAAGAGAUGCUCUCUGCCUUCUCACUUAAGUCCGGCAUGAAUCUUGAAUGGUCCCAGAAGUGCCUACAGGACAAUGAGUGGGAUUUCAACCGAGCAGGGCAGGUCUUCACAGACCUCAAGGCUCAUGGAAAGAUCCCAGAUGUCGCUUUCAUAAAGUGAACAGGAAUGACUGUGAAGAUUUUUAAUUGUCAUUGGUCUUAUUUCCGUUGAUUCUUAUGCAGUUACCCUUCUGGAUUACAAGAUAACAUAUACUUCAUUAUUUGUGUACUUAUAAUUAAACAUGAUUUAACGUGUUCAAA
Molecule: messenger RNA, 2224 nt
Organism: Salvelinus fontinalis (brook trout)
Lineage: Eukaryota; Metazoa; Chordata; Actinopteri; Salmoniformes; Salmonidae
Product: nuclear RNA export factor 1-like
Exons: 21
Coding region: 180-2084 (634 amino acids)
Biological process (GO): poly(A)+ mRNA export from nucleus
Cellular component (GO): cytoplasm; nucleus
Molecular function (GO): protein binding; RNA binding
Source: RefSeq, a predicted model, not a curated record